AUGUACAACUUACAAGCAUGGUGUUACGAAUCGCAUCAACACGAUGGUUUGAUCAAAGGGUGGCUAAAUCAUAUACUUUACUUUCUGGUGACAAAUCCCAUGGACGUGGAAGUGAUAUUAAAGACAUGCUUAGAAAAAGAUGAUUUACAUAGGUUUCUUAGAAAGGUUCUUGGCAAUGGCAGCGUAUUUGCACCAGUUCCCAUAUGGAGGCGACGCCGUAAAAUUUUAAUACCUGUGUUUACUCCCAAAAAUAUAGACCAAUUUGUCACAGUAUUUUCUGAGAACAGUCAGAAAUUGGUGAAAAAGUUAGUUAGCCGUCAAGGUAAAGGAAAAUUUAGCAUUUGGCCGUAUAUGUCUGCUUACACGUUGGAUUCAGUAGGUGAAACUGCGUUAGGUGUGAAAAUAAACUCCCAAGAUGAUUCAAAUUCUUCUUUUCUGACGUCAAUGAAUAUAAUCCUUGACCUCGUGUGUGAAAGAAUUUUUCAUUUGUGGUUGCAACCAGAUUGGCUGUUUAAACUUUUUCCACAGUACAAGUUGCAUCAAAAGUCUAUAAAAGUUCUGCACGAUUUUACAGACGAAGUCAUCGUAAAGAAGCGUGCUGAAAUAAGUCAAUAUAAAAAACUCCAACCUGAAGCUGACAAUCAUUAUAGUACGUAU
This is a messenger RNA of Brenthis ino (lesser marbled fritillary), 657 nucleotides long. The record is from the annotation of a GenBank genome assembly. NCBI's taxonomy places the organism in Eukaryota, Metazoa, Arthropoda, Insecta, Lepidoptera, Nymphalidae.